This is a messenger RNA of Hydatigera taeniaeformis, 909 nucleotides long. The record is from the annotation of a GenBank genome assembly. Lineage: Eukaryota; Metazoa; Platyhelminthes; Cestoda; Cyclophyllidea; Taeniidae.
GUUGAAGCAACACUAGUGGAGCUGUGCGUCAUUCCACCAAAGGAAACAGGGGGACUGCCGCUGACGCAUUACGAACUGCGCAUCCAACCAUCUCCAAACGAACGCUUUCAUGGUCCCUUCGCCUAUCUACCUGGACGUAGAGUCGUUCGAUUGCCGGAUCUCACACCGAACCACUUCUACAAAUUCGCUCUUUCUGCUGUUACGUCCGCGGGUCGAGGACCAAACACAUACAUUCAGGUAAUGACUCGGAAAAUUGGUGUGCCAAAGUUGAAGUUGAUUGCGACAGACUCGGAUGUAACCUCCUCAGAUUACUUGGUGCGGUGGAUCCUUGAGUCAGAUGGCGGUUCUCCGGUCAUCAUGUACAAAAUCAAAAUUCGUCCAGUGGAAACUUCCUGGGGACCAGUUCUGGCUGGAAUUUUGGGGCUGUUAUUUUGGUUCACUUACGAUCAGUCUGACUCGCGACCUCCUGCUAAGUCUGCGACAGUAGUCAACUCUAAUCGGCGUCAGGAAUGCAUCUGGGCUUCUGCCAUCGGUGAUUAUGGUCUAAUUAAGAAGCUGAAAUGGACCAUCCUACAAAGCCAGAUAACACCGUUAGGUUCGUGGACGGUCUUCGACGUGUUAUCUCGAGACGCCGACAGAAGAACGCGCCAUGGAGUGGAAGGCAUGUAUCGCAUCAAAAGCCUUCAACCAGGCACCUCUUACGAGGUAAAUCUGGUUGGUCAGAACUCAGUGGGCCAAUCUAACCCUUAUGUGGUGGUACUGCAGACAUCAGAGUUGAUAGGAACCUCGGGCAGGCUGCUAGGUGAGCCGAUAAGCCAGUACUUUCAUGGCGAUAGUGGUACACGCGUUGCACAUACUCUCUUUCUAUUGGCUGCCCUUUUAAUGGGGCAGCAGGACUUACUGCCUUGA